Messenger RNA from Lytechinus variegatus (green sea urchin), 3487 nucleotides. RefSeq lists its product as uncharacterized. Lineage: Eukaryota; Metazoa; Echinodermata; Echinoidea; Temnopleuroida; Toxopneustidae. Bases 331 to 1797 code for a protein of 488 amino acids. The transcript has 11 exons. The record is from RefSeq and is a predicted model, not a curated record. Gene Ontology annotation, molecular function: DNA binding.
CAUGUUCGUCUGCGAUAAAGGACGACAUUCUUGAGUUCGGGAUCAUCGUGACAUAUGGCACUGGCUGCUCAUUCGAAAUGGUGAUUUUGUGAGUCUGCAGUCAGAACGCAAAGACUAACUCCCAAAACCGGCAGCUAGCUACGAGCGCUGAUUGGUGGAAAAAGUUUUGCCGUUUUAUACGGUAGUAAUUAAGUUGUCGCCAGUUCAGCCGUAAUAUAAAUUACCAAUUUAUUGAUAUCUCGCUAGUCGCAUGUCGCGCCUGGUUGCAAAGCGUUCAUCAUUCAACCAAAGUCAUUGAGGCAUAAUUCGUGCAAUAUCUUAAAACAAAAAAUGGAGGAAUUACAGUUGCAGCUACAGACAAAUAUCUGGGAUAGACCAUCACGUAGCACUAGUAUCGACAACGUUAGCAGAUCAUAUCCAAAGGAUCGGGAAUUGCCCGCAUUGACGCCAAAAGACGUAGAGCAUGACCAUGAUGAUGAUGAUGAUGACGGUGUUGAUGAACAGUCGAGUGCCACUCCCAAUGUCAAAAUAGAUGCAGCAAUAGCAGAAGAGUUAGAGACUCAUUUCAGCAACGGGUUGAACAAUGUUUCAACAACAAAAAACAAACGAGAAGUGCUGGAGAUAUCAAAAAGAACAGGGGUGUCUGCUUCACAUAUUAAGAGGUGGAUCCAUAACAGAAAGAGAAAGGGGAAGCCAAGGAGCAGUGGAAGUGUUACUCAAUGCCCAAGAGCCUAUGAUGCUUAUUUGAGUACUGCAUUUAAAGGAUUGUCAGGGGAGGAGAAAGAAAAGGCUAUGAAGCAAGCACCUGUAGAGUGGAAGAGACUGUCUAAGGACAAAGUUGUGGUGGCAAAAUACAAAAAACUAGCCGAACAGCAAGCCAAAGAAAAAAUGGAGAACUUGUCUGACAAGCAAAGAGCAAACAUCGCCAAGAAGCUAAUGGAUAAGGCAAACAAAAUUAUCAAGGACUUUGAAGAACUUGGAUAUGCAUGCGCAAUCAUAGCAUCUGAUGGUGAGAGGGUUCUGGAAGGAUACUCCUCAAAGAUACAAGCAACAACUCAAAAACAGAUGGGAAACCUGAUGCUAAAUGAAAUUUUCAGUGGGACAAGAGAUGAAAAACAAGAAUGUCUUGACAGGGAUAGUCUCCGCACAAAGGUUACAAACAUGCUCAACAAGAAGUAUGUUGAAGGAAUUCCAGGAUGCAAGAGGAGGACAGUGCCAUAUACAAAGAUGGACACUUUUUCUGUGGAGGGGUUGCCACAUGGGGUUGAGUUGAAAAGAACUUGCCUGUACGAUAAGAAGACACUGGUGUCAUUGAUGAAUAAUAUGUCUUCAAUAAAAUUCUCUGCAAAACAAGUUGUAGAGGAAGCCACCAAGGAAAAUGAAAUGGAUGUAGUUCAAGGUCAGGCCACUCAAGAGGCCACAAAUGAAGCCUCCCCUCUCUCACCAGAAGCAAUCCCCCUGGAAGACAUAGAUGAGAGUGACAGUGAUCAUGCCCCUCUUGCUGACUUCAAGUCCAUCAAGCAACCAAACAAGCCAGAUAAUUUGCCAUGCAAUACCAAUCCUCCAGUUAUCCCUGUUAUCACUCAUUCUGUUACCCCUGCGGCUAUCCCUGUCAAGUCUAGCAACGUUCGGCAAGGCAAUGAUGCUCUGAAGCAAAAGAAAAAAUCAAAAAGAACAAAAAUGAAAAGAAAAGGUAAUGUAAUAAUGAGGUUGAAAGUAAAAUACUUUCAAUUAAAUUCAAUGGAAUCAGCAUUACUGGUCUGUUUGAAUCGCAAAAUUAAAUUAUCCAUAAAGUGAGUCAUUUCAUCCCAGGUCAUCAAUUUCCUGUAGGAUAGAUCAUACAACAUAUAUUUCUUAUGACUACAAAAUUUAUAUCAGACUUGACGAAAGCUAAAUACACAUAUUUAUAUACCCCUUACCAUGCUGUUCUUAUAUUAUUUUGAUGCAAAGCACAGUCCCAUUAAUGAUGCUGAUUUUAGAAAUAAUUGACUGAUCAAGGACUAUCUUUUAUUCAACAGAAAAAAUGUAUUACGUUGAAAAGCUUCUGGCUAAAAAUGGAAACAGGUAUAAAGUACAAUGGAGAGGGUUUCCUCUGUCAGCGGCAACAUGGGAACCUAGUGAGAACCUGCCCAAGGCGCUAGUGGACAGUUUUCAACCCAAGGAAAAUCCUUAAUAAUCACAUGAUUCUGUCGCUGAUUUGAUAUACUUCUAUAAUUUGAUCAUUAUCAAUGAUUUCAUUUCCUUCCAGCAAAAGAUAUAUGAGUCUGGUUUUCUAUUUUUUCUGACACACCCAGUAUUUCCUGUAAAAAAAUAAAACAAUGAAAGAACUCUGCAUUAUUUGCAGAAAAGAAACCUUUUUGUACAUGAUCUCACUUUUCCUUCCAAAUGAUUGUUUACAUUUGGUCCUUACAUUGCCAAUAUAUUGAUAACAUACAAAAUACUGGCAUCGGUUUCACUCCUUUUCCUCAAAAAUAGAUAAGCUUUUAAAAAAUCACCUCAGAAUUUGAAUAUGAAUUUUAAAAAUUACAAAACUGGCAUAUUCAAAUUCAAAGUGAUUUCCAUAUCUCAUUAGAAAAAGACUAGUACACAUUUAUAUAUGUAGAUAGAUAUAGCCUAUACAAAAAUCAAACAUUAAAAUGAAACAUUUAAAGGCCUAUCAUGGUUUUUGCAAAGGUUAUUGCACUAUAUGUAUAUAAUAACCUAAGAAUAAACACACACACGCAAUUCAGAUAUAUUGUAGAAAAACAAAAAGACGACCAGACCCAUCCCAACAAAAAAGGAGCUGGAAAGGAAUAUUUGAUAAUUUCAUUCUAGGCAGGCCUAGAUAUUUCUUAAUGUUUUUUAAUCAAGGUUGGGCAUAUGUCAAUUUUGGGGGCAUUUUGUUCCAUAACUUUGUACCGGCAUAAUUACGGUUCUUCAAAAUUUACAAUAUAGCAUUAUCAAUCGAAAAGACUUGACCGGUUGCAAAUUAACAUAAAUUUUUGAUACAAACAAAACAAUUUUCUAAGAAAAUUGGAAGUUUGUGUUUUUAUAAUCAAAUAAAUAAAAUAAAUAAUUUGAAUGAAUAGAGAAAAAUGCAAACAAGGACCACGCUGAAAAUCUAAUCUAAAUCGGAUGUAAAAUAAGAAAGUUAUGACAUUUCAAAGAUUAUUUUAUUUUUGCAGAGCAGUUAUAUGUACAACUGAGAGAUAUUGUAAUGAAAUGAAAAGUUUAUUUAAUGUUCAGCAUGGUUUCGUAACAAUGAAGAGCGUAGAAUAAUUUUUAAUCCAUGUAUAUAGGGGCAAAGGGAAAUUCAGUAAUUGUUUGUAAUCAUUUAUGUAUUUUCUUUAAAAUGUAUUUAAGCACUAUUUACUGAGAAAUUAUGAUGUUUACAGCUGUAUGAUUAUGUUAGAUAUUUAUCUCUAAUUGUUCUUAACAGUUCCCGUAUGAAUAGUAGUGAUAAUUACCAUCACUGUUGUUGAAAAAUAUUUGAAAAGAUUAAAUUUUA